Bicyclus anynana (squinting bush brown) is the source of this 3379-nucleotide messenger RNA. It is a transcript of the gene Mcm5, whose product is annotated as DNA replication licensing factor Mcm5. The coding region runs from base 120 to 2309 and encodes 729 amino acids. The transcript has 13 exons. Gene Ontology annotation, cellular component: nucleus; MCM complex. NCBI's taxonomy places the organism in Eukaryota, Metazoa, Arthropoda, Insecta, Lepidoptera, Nymphalidae. Gene Ontology annotation, biological process: DNA replication; double-strand break repair via break-induced replication; DNA replication initiation. Gene Ontology annotation, molecular function: 3'-5' DNA helicase activity; DNA replication origin binding; single-stranded DNA binding. The record is from RefSeq and is a predicted model, not a curated record.
AAGUCAAUUUUAGCGCCAAAAUUUGCUUGUUUGGGUACGACUUCGAGUAAUGCUGAUAUUUUAAAUUUUAAUUAUUUUUGCUUUGAAUUAAAUUCUUAUAAAGAACUGAAUAAUUAAAAAUGGAAGGCUUUGACGAUCCCGGUGUAUUUUUCUCUGACAAUUUCGGCGUAGAAGAAAACGAAUCUCAAGACCAUAUCAACUUGCAAAGUGUUAAAAAAAAGUUUAAAGAGUUUAUUAGACAGUUUCACACGGGAAAUUUUAAUUUCAAAUACAGAGAUGCCCUCAAACGUAAUUAUAACCUCCAUCAGUAUUGGGUUGAAAUAAACAUUGAAGAUCUGUCAAGUUUUGAUGAAGUCCUGGCUGAGAAGCUUUAUAAAAAACCAACAGAGCAUUUACCAAUACUAGAAGAAGCUGCUAAAGAGUUGGCAGAUGAGCUGACAGCUCCGAGACCUGAGGGCGAGGAGAAAGUAGAGGACAUACAAGUACUGCUCUCCUCUGAUGCACAUGCAUCCAACUUAAGGGAGCUUAAAUCUGAAACAGUGUCCAGGCUAGUGAAAAUACCAGGCAUUGUGAUAUCAGCAUCAGGAAUCAAAGCAAAGGCCACCAAAAUAUCAAUCCAGUGCAGAUCAUGUCGCAAUGUUAUACCCAACCUGCCCGUCAAACCUGGCCUGGAAGGCUAUGUUAUGCCUAGGAAGUGUAAUACGGAACAAGCUGGAAGACCAAAGUGUCCUUUGGAUCCAUACUUUAUUAUACCAGACAAAUGCAAAUGUAUAGAUUAUCAGGUGCUGAAACUCCAAGAGGCACCCGAGUCAAUACCCCAGGGUGAGAUGCCGCGCCACCUCACUGUGUACUGUGACAGGAUGCUGUGCGAGCGGGUGGCUCCGGGUGCCAGGGUCACUGUGCUGGGAAUAUACUCUAUUAAGAAAAUUGCCAAGAUCGGGAGAGAAGGCCGCGACAAAGGCUCGGUAGGAGUGCGAUCCUCCUACAUCCGUGCAGUGGGGUUGACAGCUGAGGAAGGAGUGACCGGCGGCCUCAGACCCUUCACAGCUGAUGAAGAGGAGCAGUUCCGACGCCUGGCUGCGUCUCCCGACAUAUACGAGAGGAUUGCAAUGUCCAUAGCACCCAGCGUGUUUGGAGUCAAUGAUAUGAAGAAAGCCAUCGCUUGUUUACUGUUUGGAGGUUCCCGUAAACGUUUGCCCGACGGGCUGACAAGGCGUGGUGACAUCAACGUGCUGUUGCUGGGUGACCCGGGCACGGCCAAGUCGCAGCUGCUGAAGUUCGUGGAGAAGGUGGCCCCGGUGGGCGUGUACACGUCGGGCAAGGGCUCCAGCGCGGCGGGGCUCACCGCCUCUGUUAUACGGGACCCUGGCAGCCGCAACUUUGUGAUGGAGGGCGGCGCGAUGGUGCUGGCGGACGGCGGCGUGGUCUGCAUCGACGAGUUCGACAAGAUGCGCGAGGACGACCGCGUCGCCAUACACGAGGCCAUGGAGCAACAGACCAUCUCCAUCGCUAAGGCGGGUAUAACAACGACGCUAAACUCGCGCUGCUCGGUGCUGGCUGCUGCCAACUCUGUGUUCGGGCGAUGGGACGACACCAAGGCGGAGGACAAUAUCGACUUCAUGCCCACCAUCCUGUCCAGAUUCGACAUGAUCUUCAUUGUAAAGGAUGAACACGACCAGAACCGGGAUAUUACUCUAGCGAAGCACAUAAUCUCUGUGCACAUGGGCGGCGACAGCGCGGAGCGGCAGACGGCGGCGGGCGAGCUGCCGCUGACGCUGCUGCGGCGCUACGCCGCCUACUGCCGCGCACGCUGCGGCCCGCGUCUGUCCGCCGCCUCCGCCGAGCGGCUCGGCGCGCGCUACGUGCUCAUGCGCUCCGGCGCCUCGCAGCAGGAGCGGCAGGCGGACAAGCGGCUGCCUAUACCCAUCACUGUGAGACAACUGGAAGCUGUGAUCCGCAUAUCGGAGUCUCUGGCCAAGAUGCAGCUGCAGCCGUUCGCGACGGAGGCGCACGUGACGGAGGCGCUGCGGCUGUUCCAGGUGUCCACGCUGGAUGCCGCCAUGACGGGCAGCUUGGCUGGUGCAGAAGGCUUCACAACAGAGGAAGACCAUGAGAUGUUAUCCCGAGUAGAGAAGCAACUGAAGCGGCGGUUCGCGGUCGGCUCGCAGGUCUCCGAGCAGACCAUCGUGCAGGACUUCCUGCGCCAGAAGUACCCGGAGCGCGCCAUCGUCAAGGUGAUCCACACCAUGAUCAGGCGAGGGGAGCUGCAGCACCGUCUGCAGAGGAAGAUGCUUUACAGGCUCUCAUAGUGAAGUAAUGUACUACAGGCGCCAUCGUCUGAAGAGGAAGACUAUAGCUUGGCAACUUCGUUCGUAACACACCCGAUGGUACGCGCGGGCCGGGGGGCGUGUAGCGAUAAAUAAAAACUGGUGCACCUGGCUUCCCCGCACGCACGAUUUCACACCCGCGCAGUCUUUCCCCCGUCGCCCGCAUAUCAUGGGAGUGUCAUCGACGAAAUCAUCGACAUCAACUUGCCAGACUAUAGUGUGUGAUGUCAGCAAUUUGUACGCUAACUACUAACUUGUUGGCUAAUAUGGUAUCGUUGCGAUAGGAGUGAUGUAUGCACAAAAUUAUCUCGUUUUCUCUUAUGGCACAUUCUAGGCCUACUAUGACGUGUAACAGUGAUUGUACCAUUAUUUUGUGGUAGAGGAAACACCUCGAGCAGGUAUCAGGACUUGUGACUUUGGGUGUAGGUUUAAGGGAUCCCUUUAUAAUGCAUCAACACUCACUUCCCCUGCCCGAAAUUUUCUCUGUGCCCACACUGAACAACUAAUGAUCAACAAUUAGAAAACAAUCAAUAAUCAAAACACAAAACAUUGUUGCAUAAAAUCACGAACACAACUAGAAGCGUGACGGUGUUCACGCUGCCUAACAAACAACUACACUAUAUAAAUACCUCCUUUUUAUAAUAAUAUAAAUAAUGAAUGUUAAUUACCACCCAUACUCGAUUAAUUUGUAGCACUUCAUCAGGCCUAAGAUUUCGAGACGCAAGAAAAACACUGUGGACCAAUAACGGCAGAAUUUAAAAUAUCCUUCUCUCUCUGUCUCGUCGACAAUAUGGCUUUCUCGUCUCGAUAUAUAUCGUUGACACAUGCUAGGUAGCUACUGCUAAAAUAAUCUUUCAUUAUUUUGUCUAUUUAUCGCUCCUAAAGACAUUUAUACCAUCUCUUUCGUUAGGAUGGAACAAAAGAGAUAGCUAUGUAGCCAAAUUAUCUCGUUAUUUUUUGGCGUGCAUUUUAGGUCUAGUGUCUACUUGUAAGAUAAAUUAAUAAGGAUUUAUUUUUGUAAGGAUUUGAAAAUAAAACAAUCAUUCAAUGAU